CUCAACAAGAGAAAGCGCGGUCAAGAUACUGUCCAGGCCUACGGAGACAAAACCCCCAGAUCUAAGAAGAGCCCACAGAAAGAAUCCGUCAACAGGGUCUAUAAAAAAGGAAAAUUGCUGGGGCGUGGAGGCUUUGGCUCGGUCUAUGCAGGGACCCGCAUAUCCGAUGGACUUCCCGUGGCCCUUAAAUAUGUUCUGAAAGAUGAAGAGGAAAUGCACCCUAGGAAGAAAUUGUCCAAGCCCAAGGAAGUCGGACUAUUUGAAAUGGUUAACAAACUAUCAGGUCAUCCCAACAUCUUGAAACUGUACAACUGGUUCGAUAGACCUGCGUCUUAUGUAAUGGCAAUGGAGCGCCCCAACCCCUGCAAGGAUCUGUUCACAUACCGCCAGGAUCAGGGGAUCCAGACGGACACCAAGGAAAUCAAACUGAUCGACUUCGGGUGUGGAGACCCGCUGAAGAACACCGCCUACACUGACUUCUCUGGGACCCCCGAAUACUUGCCAAUUGAGUGGUUCCAGAAAGAGAAGUUCCUUGCAGGCCCUGGGACUGUGUGGUCAGUGGGCGUAACCCUGUAUAACCUCGUUUGCGGCGGCGAUCCCUUCACUUCUUACACCAGCAAGGGAAUGCGACAUGUGGAGAUCAGUGCCGGGCUGUCACCAGAAAUCAAGGACUUCAUUUGCUGUUGCCUGAGGCCCCAGGCAAGAGACCGACCCACCCUGGAGCAGCUGCAACUCCACCCCUGGAUCCUGAAACACUUCUAAUACCCAAAAAGACUCGACAAGGCCCCCCGAAUACUUGCCAACUGAGUGUUUCCAGAAAGAGGACCAGCCCACCCUGGAGGAGAUGCAGCUCCACGCCUGGAUCCAGCAGGCCUGAUAGACACUGGAGUGUGGGGAUGUACCCCACUGACUGGUACGGCAGGCCAAAGCCACAGAAGAAGCCAACGGAAGAGGGGCGGGCCAGUGAGGAGACCACCGCCCAAAGACUCCCUCCUUUGUGUUUUGAUCAGUGCCCCCCGAAUACUUGCCAAUUGAGUGGUUCCAGAAAGAGGACCAGCCCACCCUGGAGGAGAUGCAGCUCCACGCCUGGAUCCAGCAGGCCUGAUAGACACUGGAGUGUGGGGAUGCACCCCACUGACUGCCGGAAUAAUGGCAAUGAGACAGAGAAACAAAUGGCCCAUUGAGGAGAAAAUUAUUUAGAGAAUGGCGAUAAAUGGAGAUAUAGAAUGG
Conger conger (European conger) is the source of this 1230-nucleotide messenger RNA. Its product is annotated as serine/threonine-protein kinase pim-3-like. The transcript is spliced from 9 exons. Gene Ontology annotation, biological process: negative regulation of apoptotic process; regulation of mitotic cell cycle; protein autophosphorylation. The annotation marks the transcript as partial. The record is from RefSeq and is a predicted model, not a curated record. NCBI's taxonomy places the organism in Eukaryota, Metazoa, Chordata, Actinopteri, Anguilliformes, Congridae. Gene Ontology annotation, molecular function: ATP binding; protein serine/threonine kinase activity. Gene Ontology annotation, cellular component: cytoplasm.